AAGUCUUGACUAGAGUUUGCUCCUUGCCAGGAAAUCUGCGGCGGCGGUGGCGGCGCCAGGUCCCGGCGGAGCGGAGGCCAGCUGGCCCCCGCGCUCCCUCAGCGGGGCCGCGGAAGCGGAGCCGACGCUCGGCUGAGGCGCGGGAGCCGGGCUCACCCGCAUACUGUGACGUAGCCCUGUUGAGUUCAUCCCAGUAGAUCAAUAUUAUUUACUUGGAUAGAUUUGAUUCCCAUCUCCUCACCCCUUUAGACAACGGACUUUCAUCUUUAGUGAGAGCUCAUAUCUGAACAGCACAUAUUACGUGCCUGUUUGUUCUGUGUAUCACCCCUCUGAGAUCGGCACCGUCACUCACCUCAUUUUACUUGUGAGCAGGAAACAGCCACAGAGAAGUCCAGUCAGGCCACAGGGCUGUUUAGAAAACCAAGCCUGGGUUUUAAAGGACAGCAUCACUGACUUGUAAAGGAAACCAAACCUUUGGUGGAAGUCCAGCAUAUGAAGACACAGAAAUUGCUGCAGUUGAUUCACAAUGGGAACCACAAGUGACGAGAUGGGGUCUGUGGAACAGACCUCAUCCUCCUCCUUCAACCCUUUGUGUUUCGAAUGUGGCCAGCAGCACUGGACGCGGGAAAACCACCUGUACAAUUACCAGGAUGAAGUGGAUGACGACCUGGUCUGCCAUAUCUGCCUUCAGCCUCUGCUGCAGCCGCUGGACACUCCCUGUGGACAUACCUUCUGCUGCAAGUGCCUCAGAAACUUCCUACAGGAGAAGGAUUUCUGUCCGCUGGACCGGAAGAAACUCCACUUUAAGUCGUGUAAGAAGUCUAGCAUUCUGGUUCAUAAACUCCUGGACAAAUUGUUGAUUUCAUGUCCGUUUUCUUCAGUGUGCCAUGAUGUGAUGCAGCGCUGUGACCUGGAAGGCCAUCUUAAGAACAGAUGCCCUGGAGCUUCUCAUCGGAGAGCUGCCCUAGAGAAACGAAAAACUAGUAAGACUCAGAUGGAGAUCGAGAAUGAAAAUGGAACCACUGUCAUAGACCUUCCAGCUGCUUUAUCACCCGAAACGGACUGCUCAGGGCGGACCCUGACAUCGGCAUCCCUUCCCUCCUGGACUGAGGAGCCCGGCCUGGACAAUCCCGCCUUUGAGGAGAGCCCGGCUGGGGACACCACACCACAACCACUUAGCUUACCAGAAGGUGAAAUCACCACCAUCGAAAUCCACCGGUCUAAUCCUUUUAUUCGGCUAGGAAUUAGUAUUGUGGGUGGCAACGAAACGCCACUGAUUAACAUUGUCAUCCAGGAAGUCUACCGAGAUGGGGUGAUCGCCAAAGACGGACGCCUCCUUGCUGGGGACCAGAUUCUUCAGGUCAACAACUACAACAUCAGCAGUGUGUCACACAACUAUGCCCGGGCCGUGCUGUCGCAGCCCUGCAGCACUCUGCAGCUCACCGUGCUUCGCGAGAGGCGCUUCGGAAGCCGUGCGCACGGCCACCCCGAGGGCGGCUCGCCCCGGGAGGAGGUCUUCCCGGUGGUGCUGCACAAGCGGGACUCUGCUGAGCAGCUAGGCAUCAAACUCGUGCGCAGAACCGACGAGCCGGGCGUCUUCAUCCUUGACCUGUUGGAAGGCGGGCUGGCGGCCCAGGACGGCCGGCUGAGCAGCAACGACCGGGUGCUAGCUAUCAAUGGCCACGACCUGAAGCACGGGACACCUGAGCUGGCUGCCCAGAUCAUCCAGGCCAGCGGGGAGAGGGUGAGUUUAACAAUUGCCAGACCAGGGAAACCGCAGCCUGGAAGCACCGUCCGAGAGGCAGGAACUCAGAGCAGCAGCCAGCACCACACACAGACGCUGCCUUACAAUAGACCCAGCUCGCAUAAGGAUCUUGCCCAGUGUGUAACAUGCCAAGAAAAACACAUUACUAUAAAGAAAGAACCACAUGAGUCCCUUGGGAUGACAGUAGCUGGAGGCCGAGGAAGUAAGAGUGGGGAACUGCCCAUCUUUGUGACCAGUGUGCCACCUCAUGGCUGCCUUGCACGUGAUGGCAGAAUCAAGAGAGGUGACAUCUUGUUGAACAUCAAUGGCAUUGAUUUGACCAAUUUAAGCCACAGUGAGGCUGUGGCGAUGCUGAAAGCCAGUGCCACAUCCCCCACAGUGGCCCUGAAAGCGCUGGAGGUGCAGGUGGUGGAGGAGGCUGCCCAGGGCCUGGACGAGCCACUCAGCGCCGUCAGCGAGAACGAGUACGACGCUAGCUGGUCCCCAUCGUGGGUCAUGUGGCUCGGGCUGCCCAGUGCCCUUCAUAGCUGCCAUGACAUAGUCUUACGAAGAAGCUACUUGGGAAGCUGGGGCUUUAGUAUUGUCGGCGGAUACGAAGAGAACCACACCAAUCAGCCUUUUUUCAUCAAAACCAUCGUCCUGGGGACCCCUGCUUAUUACGAUGGAAGAUUAAAAUGUGGAGACAUGAUCGUGGCUGUGAACGGCCUGUCGACCGUGGGCAUGAGCCACUCGGCGCUGGUCCCCAUGCUGAAGGAGCAGAGAAACAAAGUCACGCUGACCGUCAUCUGUUGGCCUGGCAGCCUGGUGUAGAUUUUGAAUUUGGUGUUAAGUCGAACAGCUUCCUUUUUUUUUAGGUCUUGGAAAGAGACCCAUUUGGUUUUGUUAAGUUUCUGUUAGGGCCUGCUGACGCAGCUGGGACACACAGGGCCAAACCCACUAGGCUUGUCCUUUUGUUAUUAAUAUUUAAAUGCCUCCUCCCCCGAGUUUGUCACAUUUCUCUCAGCUCAGAACCCGUCUUCCCCUAACCCUCGUGGGGUCACAUUUUCAGAAUCCAGGUUCUCAGUUGUCAGAAUGUGAGCUGUCAUAAAGAAUGAAGUCUGCCCAAACCGUGAGCCAGCUGGCUGCAUCAGGUGGCUUCCAGUAGCUCUGUUUUCAGUCACUGAGUCAUAAAAUGAGUUUCAUGUGCCCGAGACAGGCCAAGUGGGCUGUCACUUGGGUGGCCAGUGCCAUGAGUGGCCGCCUGCUCAGUGUGGAAAAGCCGCUCCCCAUUUUCAUCUGUGCCAACAUUUCAAACUAUACUGUUUAAAAGGUCAUUUUUCUGGCUUAUUUUGUAUCUACUUUCAUCUCAGUACUCAUAGAUGAAGACAUAAGUCUGAGACCACUAAAGGCAUUUUUUUUUAAAUAAUGUACCAUUAUUAGAAUACUGCAGAAUAAAAGAUAAUAUUAUCCAAUGAAAAAAGAAUUUGGGAGGUAAUUAUAGUUUAGUGCUAGAGAUGGUAAAAGCUGCAUUUACUUGACAGUCUAAAAGAUUUCAUUUCCAAAGGAAUGUUUUGUUAUGUAGGAAAAUUUUGAAGCAGUUUUUGCUAAAAAUCAUUUUCUAGAGUUUGUAUUAUACUUCUAUCAGCAAACUUGGCUGGGAAUGUUUUUGUGAUUUAUGCAAUUAGAUGAUAAAAAUAAAGGCAUAUUGCUAUUAAAUGCACACUCAUAUAUCACAGCUAAGUAGAAGAUAGGCCUUUUAAAUUUUAUUCUCUUGAGUGUUUUAGAAGCCCUUAUUUUCCCCCAUUAUUGCUUUACUUAUGUUAUACACUUACUUGUUUCAGGAAAAAGUCUGAAAGAUAUUAAUGUCUGAAACCACCUACUCCAGAUUUUAAAAAAAAACUUUUCAGUCAGUCCUUGAUCACUAGACUGUCUCAUGUUUUUUGACAUGUUUUUGAAAACUGACCAGCCCAUUUUGUUUAUCCUUUAAUCAUCACAGUUGUCCCCUGGAAGAACACAUGGAGUGAAUAAGAGGAAAGUCUCUACCUUAUGGAUAUUAUGCAUACUUGAAAAGUUUCAUUUAUAAACCUAGUUCAGAAUCUGAGCUAAUUUACAAGUGCCCUCUGUAAUAAACGGUGUUAAUGAUCAGAGAAUGUAUUUUAGAACACUACAGUAUAUUGUGAAGCAUGACCAUGUUACUUUAAAACCUAGCCAUCGCAUCGUUUCUGUAGCGUGUCACAGAUUAUUCCAGUUAGUUUUUAAAUUGUUUUUUUAAACAUAUCUCUUUACUAAACAAGAAAUGGCAACAAUGACUGUUACGACACUCUAAGGGCAAUAGGGAACCAAGACAGAUGGAAGGCCCCUGCGGCCGGUCACUGUCCUAUGGUGACUGGCUUCUGAAGCAGUCUGGUAUUGCUGCUGGUUACUCUAAUUGACAUGGAACAAGUUUUUUGGGUUUUUUUUCCCCUGUUCCCCAAACAGAAUUUUGUAGCCCGUUUUGCUAUUUUUUAAAACAUUUUAAAAGAAUGUGUCAUCCUUGGCGAGUGGCAGUCCAUCAGCAAACAUCCUGACUACCACUUUGUUAUAAGUAAAAGGCUUACAGCGGACCCAGGGGUCAAAUGAGUAUUUUGAAAGGCGACUUUUUUCCAAUAUUAUUUUACUGUGGAAAUCUUGAAGUCAACUUAAGCUAAUUUGAUUUUACUAUGAAAGACCAGAGCUUUUGGUCAGAAUGAUGUUUGGUGAUGGAUACUUGUUCAUAAUUUAUUGUUACUGAAAAAAAAUACUCGAAUUCCCUCAUCUCAAGCUUCAGUUAAAUGUGUUGAUUUGUUCUGUGCCUUCAGUUUACAUUACUUCAGGAUUUUUCAAAUGUGUUUAAAUAAUAAUGUGAUAAUCAUUUAGGAUGGAAAUAAAAAUCAUCCUUUCCA
Messenger RNA from Bubalus bubalis (water buffalo), 4665 nucleotides. It is a transcript of the gene LNX2, whose product is annotated as ligand of numb-protein X 2. Bases 527 to 2575 code for a protein of 682 amino acids. The transcript is spliced from 12 exons. The record is from RefSeq and is a predicted model, not a curated record. Gene Ontology annotation, molecular function: ubiquitin-protein transferase activity; metal ion binding; protein binding. NCBI's taxonomy places the organism in Eukaryota, Metazoa, Chordata, Mammalia, Artiodactyla, Bovidae.